CGUUAUAAUUAGUGAUCUGUAGCCUUGCAUCAUUAACAUUGUCUGUGCUUUCUGCUGUGUUUUGAAAAUUUGGUGUGUUAUAAUUGCAAUUAUUUCAUACAGUUUAUUGAAGCCUACCUAGAGUAGAAUACCUAUUACCUGGUAGAAACCAGAAAAUGUCGAAGCGGGCGGCAUCGGUUACUUUUGAGGAAUCUGGACAAAGUAAAAAGUCUGAUAAAAAAGAGGGCAAGAAACAUUCCCUAGACUCUGAUGAAGAGGAUAGUGCAGCAGAAGAGGAACAGCAAAAUGUUCUUAACGCUGAUGAUAUAGAGGGUGAAGAAGAUGGCACCGGCGGUAUGGAAGGUGAAAUCACCAUAACUCCAUUCAACAUGAAAGAGGAAUUGGAAGAAGGGCAUUUUGACACCGAAGGACAUUACCAUUGGAAAAAAGAAAAAGAGAUUAGAGAUGGUUGGCUUGACAAUAUUGAUUGGGUAAAAGUGAAAGGAAGGCCUGAAGAUAAAUAUAAGAUUUUCAAAGAUGAACAAUCAACAUCAAAGGGCAUUUUUGAUGAUUCAGACAGUGAUGAAGAACAACCAGACGAGAAAUAUGAUAUAAUUGCAAACUACCAGGAAAUUAUACUGUUCAUGAAGCCAAAGGAGACCAUUGCCAAAACCUUGCAACGUCUUGGUGCAAAUUCAAAAAUUUCAAGUGCUGAACGAUGGAAGAGAAAAAAAGCUGGAAUAGUUGAUGAGAGUAGCAAGUCAGUAACCAGAAUUACUGAACUGGCAAAUCAAAUUCUUACUAAAGAAGGUAACAUGGAUAUAUAUCAAGAGACCUACGAAAAAAUAAGUGAUAUACUUGCUAAAGAGAAAUUUAAGAAAGAUGAUGCUCAAUUGGACAUGUAUGCUGAUGAUUUUGAUGAGAAGGAAAAAACCACUAUUGAUAAAAAAGAUCAGGGUGAAACAAAAGAAAGUUCUGAUAAGGAUGAAACCCAAGUAUUGAAAUGGGAAUUUAAAUGGACCCAAGAUAACAAUGCUGAGAUUUCGGGACCUCAUACCACAGAGCAAAUGCAAAAGUGGGUUGUAGAGGGUUAUUUUAAAACUGGAGUAUGGGCUAGGAAGUGUGGUGAGGAUACACAGUUUUAUAGCUCAAACAGAAUCGACUUUGAACUUUAUAUGUAGUUAUCUACUUUUAAAACAAAAGGAUACACAUUUGUACAGAAUAUUUUUUUGUCUUAUAAUGUUAAAGUAAAUAAUUUAAAUAGUUUCAUGUUUUUGCAAUUAAACAGAAAAAUGUAAA
Messenger RNA from Pararge aegeria (speckled wood butterfly), 1278 nucleotides. It is a transcript of the gene holn1, whose product is annotated as CD2 antigen cytoplasmic tail-binding protein 2 homolog. The transcript is spliced from 3 exons. Bases 156 to 1160 code for a protein of 334 amino acids. The record is from RefSeq and is a predicted model, not a curated record. Gene Ontology annotation, cellular component: U5 snRNP. NCBI's taxonomy places the organism in Eukaryota, Metazoa, Arthropoda, Insecta, Lepidoptera, Nymphalidae. Gene Ontology annotation, molecular function: protein binding.